Molecule: messenger RNA, 1341 nt
Organism: Saitoella complicata NRRL Y-17804
Lineage: Eukaryota; Fungi; Ascomycota; Saitoellomycetes; Saitoellales; Saitoellaceae
Product: putative 60S ribosomal protein L5
Exons: 2
Coding region: 445-1341 (298 amino acids)
Biological process (GO): translation; ribosomal large subunit assembly
Cellular component (GO): cytosolic large ribosomal subunit; ribosome
Molecular function (GO): 5S rRNA binding; structural constituent of ribosome
Source: RefSeq, a predicted model, not a curated record
GCAGAUAUAAGGAUAAUAUGAUUGUAUUAUUAUGACCAUUCACAAUGAAAGGGAAGCGAAAUGCGACACAAGCGAGUUUCCCGAAGGGGAUCAACAGGCAGCCGGAUCUACGUCGACGUACGUCCCACCGACUAUCCCCAGUGACUUAUAAUGGUUCCACACGGACCAGGUCAUCAGGCCCAGGACACCGAACGAAGGAAAUCCUGAUCCUUGUCUAGAACCAGUACGACCCUUACGCCAGUCGUGGUCUUCGUGAGGGUAGAUCGGAGCGCUCCUGAUAGCACCAAGGGGCGAUCACCGACCCAUGUACAUACGAUUCAUCCAUCAACCGAAUCCGAAUAUGUAAAGUUCCUUAACAUCGAGUUAGCUACAUGGUCUGAAGAAGAACAAGAGGAAGAACAGCGAUGAACAACGACGAACGUGAUCAGAUAGGAGCGAAAGACAAUGCUAUCGCCUUUCGCCAAGACCGUCAAGAACACCGCCUACUUCAAGCGUUUCCAGACCAAGUACCGUCGUAGAAGGGAGGGUAAGACCGACUACUACGCCCGUAAGCGUUUGAUCACCCAGGCCAAGAACAAGUACAACUCGCCCAAGUACCGCCUCGUGGUCCGCUUCACCAACACCGACAUCAUCUGCCAGGUUGUCUACGCCAAGAUCCAGGGUGACCAUGUCUUGACCGCCGCUUACUCUCACGAGCUCCCCCGCUACGGUAUCAACCACGGUCUUACCAACUGGUCUGCUGCCUACGCUACUGGUCUCCUCUGCGCUCGUCGUGCUCUCCAGAAGCUCGGCUUGGACGAGAAGUACCCCGGUGUCGAGGAGAUCGACGGCGAGUACUCCCUCCAGGAGCCCGCCGAGGGUGAGGCCCGCCCCUUCAAGGUCUUCCUUGAUGUCGGUCUUAAGCGUACCUCCACUGGUUCCCGUCUCUUCGCUGCCGUGAAGGGAUGCUCCGACGGUGGUAUCCUCAUUCCCCACUCCGAGAAGCGUUUCCCCGGUUUCGACAUUGAGUCCGAGGAGCUCGACGCCGAGACCCUCCGCAAGUACAUCUUCGGUGGUCACGUCGCUGAGUACAUGGAGACCCUCAUGGACGACGAUGAGGAGCGUUACCGCGUCCAGUUCGCUGGUCUCAUCGCUGACGGUAUUGAGUCCGACCAGAUCGAGGACAUGUACGCCGAGGCCUUCGAGAAGAUCAAGGAGGACCCCGCUGCCAAGCCCACCCAGAAGAAGACCAAGGAGGAGUACAAGGCUGCCGGUGCUCAGUACCGCCAGAAGAAGCUCUCUCACGCCGAGCGCAAGGCCCGUGUUGCUGCCAAGAUCGAGCAGCUCCAGGCUCAGGAGUAA